UACGCCCAGCCAGUCUGAGCCAUGGAGCUGAGACGUGCUUGGCUGUUCCUCACCCUUUUGGGGUGCACCCACGCCGAAUCCCCCGCUAUGUAUGGGGCAAUCUCUUCCCCCAAUUACCCGCAGGGCUAUCCCAACCAAGUGCAGGAAUCCUGGGAGAUCUCCGUACCCAAGGGGUUUGGAAUUACUCUGAACUUCAUUCAUCUGGAUAUCGAGCCAUCCGAGAACUGCGAGUAUGACUCCGUGCAGGUGAUGAUCGGGGAGGAGGUCGGACUGACCCUGUGUGGACGUAGAUUUGAUGGCUUCUCAGGAGAGCCUCUGCCGGAGCAGCUCUUCCCGUCCAACACCCUGAGAAUCCGGUUCACGUCAGAUUUCUCCAACGAGGAGAGAUACACCGGGUUUUCAGUGAUCUACACAGCUGUGGAUCUGGAUGAGUGUAAGGAGCCGCUGGGGGCAGAAUGUUCACAUUUCUGCCACAAUUACAUCGGAGGUUAUUUCUGCUCCUGCCAACCCGGGUAUUUCCUUCACCUGGACAACCACACCUGCGGGGUGCAUUGCAGUGAAAACCUGUUCACAGACCUGAGGGGUCAGAUCAGCAGCCCAGGAUUUCCCCAAAGCUAUCCGGAAAAUUCUUUGUGUGAAUACAAAGUGCGCCUGGUUCCUGGGUACCAAGUCCUCCUCGCCUUCCAACCCAAAGAUUUCGACGUGGAAGAGGAUCCUAGCGGGAGCUGCUUAUAUGACAGCCUCAUUAUACAAGCUGCUGGGAAGACUUUUGGUCCAUAUUGCGGUAAAACAGCUCCUCCACGUAUUGAAUCUGGAAGCAAUGAGGUGGAUAUCAUAUUCCAGACUGACAGCGGCGGGGACAAUAAAGGCUGGACGUUGGAAUACUCAGAGGCUGCCAUUCCAUGCGAUCACCAUCACCUUUUUGAACACUCGCUUCUUGACCCGCAAAAGGUCAAAUAUGUGUUUAAGGACAGCGUGACUGUGACCUGCGAAGAAGGAUAUGAGCUCGCUACCAUGCCGGCAAACCAACAAUCGUUCCAAUCUACUUGUCAAGGGGACGGGACGUGGUCUCGCUUAGACCUUAAAUGCCAACCUGUGGAUUGCGGGCCGCCUAGCGGCAUUGAUAACGGGCACGUGGCCUUCUCCCAGACCACGUACGGGGCGCAAGCCACAUACAGCUGUGUCUCGGAAUACUACCAGCUAAUCCUGCCGGGGUCCGCAGACGACACGUUGCGCUGCUCCUCAGAUGGACUCUGGGUUAGUAAGGAUGGAGGGCAGGACCUCCCGAAAUGCACAGCAGUUUGUGGUGUGUACAACCCUUCCCAGACAGUCGACGGGAAGAUAUUCAAAGGCAAACCGGCCAACCUUGGACAGUUUCCGUGGAUGGUGGCCUUCCUCGAGCCGAAACGUGGCGCCGGAGCUCUCAUAUCCGACCGAUGGAUCCUGACUGCGGCUCAUGUCGUGCAGGGGGUUGAAGAACCCGUGAUGUAUGCGGGUAUCAUUGAUCUCCGUGGGCGCAAACAUCAGAAGCCCCUAAUCGCUAAGAGAGUCAUUUUGCAUCCUCAGUAUCUACAAGAUAACCCCGAUACCAAGAAAGACUUUAACAAUGACAUAGCCCUGGUCCAGCUGUGCAAUAAAGUUGAGCUGGGGGUCAAUGUCGCCCCCAUAUGCGUAGCUGGAAGUGAUGAAGGAAUGUUCCCAACCGUAGGUAAAAUUGGGUAUGUUGCAGGCUGGGGGAAGACUGAAAGCAGAGAAAGGUCGCCACUCCUUCUCUAUACCAAGGUGCCCCUAAGCCAAGCAGAAAAAUGUCAAGAACUAGCAGUGGAGCAAAAGUUCAGCUUCACCCCAAACAUGCUGUGCGCCGGAGACAACACCGGACAUGACAGCUGUUCCGGCGACAGUGGAGGACCACUCAUGUUCCUUGACACCAAGAAUGACAGAAGGAUGUACACGGCAGGCAUCAUCUCCUGGGGAUUAGGCUGUGGACAUUAUGGUGUCUACACCAAGGUGGAGAAUUACUUGGGUUGGAUAAAAGAGACAAUGGAAAACGCGGAAAUGGAAGAGAGUGGGGAGAGAUCAGGGUAUACGUGUGGAUAAGGACAGGGAGGGGGUAUGAGAGGAGUUUUGGAGAAGACAUCUCGUAUACGGGAUGGACAUCACCAUGUGAGAACUGGUGGGGUGUUGAAACUCUUCGCUAUGUGUUUUCAUACGCUGAUUAACAUUAAAUAUAUACGCAUGGG
Messenger RNA from Spea bombifrons (plains spadefoot toad), 2240 nucleotides. RefSeq names its product complement C1s (gene C1S). The transcript is spliced from 11 exons. Lineage: Eukaryota; Metazoa; Chordata; Amphibia; Anura; Pelobatidae. Bases 22 to 2097 code for a protein of 691 amino acids. Gene Ontology annotation, molecular function: serine-type endopeptidase activity; calcium ion binding. Gene Ontology annotation, cellular component: extracellular region. Gene Ontology annotation, biological process: proteolysis; complement activation. The record is from RefSeq and is a predicted model, not a curated record.